AUGAGUUGGUUGGGAGAGUUGAUUGAUAAAAAUAGUUCAGAUCCGAGACAGCGACUUGAAUUGGGCCAACAAAUUUUAUCGGAAUUACAAACGUCAAAACUACCGUCCGAUUCAACAGUGCUCAACGAUUUCUGUGAUCUUAUUGUGCAAUGGUUAUGUGCAUCCAACUUUAAGGUGACACUGUUGGCUCUAGAAAUAAUCGACGUUGGAAUUGAGAUAUCCGGUGAUGUGAUAUCGCCGUAUUUAAUCGAACGAAUCUCAGCGCUUGUUGAGCGACUCGGUGAUUCGAAACAGAGUGUGCGUGAAGCCACUAUUCAGCUCAUCACAACCAUUGCUAAUACGCCGUAUUGCAGCCCUCAGACAGUGAUCGAAAGGGUCGCACCAGGACUUGUACAUCGCCAGUGGUUGGUGCGUAUUGGUGUUAUGCAAGUGAUCCGCAAUAUUCUUGAGCAGCAUAAAUUUGAAGUGGACGUGCAAAUAAAUCGAAUAAUUCCAACACUUUGCAAACUGAUGGCUGAUGCGAACAGUGACGUGCGUGAGACAGCAACAAAUGCCCUUGUUAAUAUUUUUUGUCAGAUUGGUGAACCGUUACCAUCUAGCAUACGGAAACGACAACUUAUUCCAGAAGCAAAAUUUCAAAUGUUAAUGGCCCGUUAUAAAGAGGCGCAGCAAUGCGGUGGUAUCGCACCGUCAACACCGUCAACAUCGCAACGAAUUUCAAGACCUCUCCGAAGACCUCUGAUCCCACAAAAACCGCAAUUUACGCCAACACGUUAG
Anisakis simplex (herring worm) is the source of this 777-nucleotide messenger RNA. The record is from the annotation of a GenBank genome assembly. Lineage: Eukaryota; Metazoa; Nematoda; Chromadorea; Rhabditida; Anisakidae.